AUGAUGAAACUAGCCACUUCCCCUUCGAGUUUUCUCGGGAAGGAGGAGCUGCAUACUAAUUAUGAAAAUGUCCAUUCACUUAAGCAAGUAAAUCAAUAUUUGCUUGAAUGCGUUCUUGGCGAAGGAUCUUUUGCAAAAGUUUAUUUGGCUUUAGACCAAGUAAACUUCCAAUAUUAUGCGAUGAAACGUAUUCACCUUAAAGAACUUUCAUGUACUCAAUCAGGUAUUUCGCAAUUAGAAAGAGAAAUUGAAACGAUGAGGAUGUUACAUCAUAAAAACAUUAUUUCUCUACGAGAAGUUAUCCAUAUUCCGGAAAGAUCAAUUGCAUACAUCGUAAUUGAAUACGCAAAUUGCGGAAAUAUAGCAUCAAUUCUCGAAAGUGGCAAAAAAUUUACUUUCAGCGAAACUCGCGCUUUAUUUAAGCAAAUUGUAGAAGGUAUCGCUUUUCUUCACUCUCAAGGCAUUGUUCAUCAAGAUAUUAAACCGGCAAAUAUUUUGUUGAAAAGUGAUGGCACAGCACUCAUUUCUGACUUCGGAAUUGGUCACUCUUUUCAGAGUGCCGCUAUGGUUGUAGGAACUCCUAUUUAUCAAGCUCCGGAAGUCAUAGAUGAUUGUUUUGAGAUGGAAGAAGACGAAGAAGAUACUAUUGACCCAGGAAAAGAAGAUGUCUGGUCUCUUGGAGUCACAUUAUACGAAAUGAGCUUCCGAGAAGUUCCUUUCUGGGGACAUAACGUGUUCGAAAUUGUUCGUGCAAUUGCAAGCACAACGCUUGAAAUGCCAGAUGGAGCAGACCCUGUUCUUUGGGAUCUCAUUACAAAAAUGCUUACAGUUAACCCAUAUAAAAGAAAUAAUAUUCAACAGGUUCUUGAACAUGAAUACGUUAAGAAUGCCAACCCUAAUGACGCGCCACACUUACCAGAAACACAGAUACCUUUAAUUGAUCCGAAAACACAGAUUAUCAAAUUCCAGGGAACAGUAUGCGACAACGGAUAUCAAUUUGCGAUGUUUGAUAAAGGAAUGAAGAAGAAGAGAAAGUCUUUCGCCAUUCCAGACUUCAGUGAUUUCAAUUUCUGA
Molecule: messenger RNA, 1074 nt
Organism: Trichomonas vaginalis G3
Lineage: Eukaryota; Parabasalia; Trichomonadida; Trichomonadidae
Product: protein serine/threonine kinase protein
Exons: 1
Coding region: 1-1074 (357 amino acids)
Biological process (GO): autophagosome organization; protein autophosphorylation; peptidyl-serine phosphorylation
Cellular component (GO): autophagosome; cytoplasm
Molecular function (GO): protein serine/threonine kinase activity; ATP binding
Source: RefSeq, a predicted model, not a curated record